AUGUCUCGCCGCACAAAGAACAGUAUGUCUACGCUUUCAGAAGCUGAUGUUGAAAACUUUGUGGCGGAAUUGUCCAGCACAGAUAACGAUAAAGAACACGUUUGCCCAACAGAGAUGUCUGACCAUAAAAGCGAGGAUGACAGCGAAACAAGUCAGCGAAAAUUGAACGAGCACAUGGUCAAUGUUAUCGACGAAACCGAAGGAAAAGCUGAAGCCGAAGUAAACACGAAGCGUUUAAACAGCGAUGUAUACAAGAGCUACGAAGAAGAAAUAGCCAAAAUAAUGACAAUAAUAAAUCAUAUGAAAUCAAAACAUGAUGAAGAUAAUCGAAAUGCCAUCGCACGAGAGUUAGCCUCGGGAGCAAAAAUAAAAACAUUGCAAGAUGUCAACAACACAAUGGCGGCUGAAAUUGCAUACCUAAAUCACACAGUGUCAGAACUUACCACUGACAAUGGGAAUAUAAAAAUAAUUCUUGACAUCAAACAGAAUGAAUGGGUAAAAGUGUCGGGAAAACCUAGUACUCCAAAGGAAAAUGAAAAGAAAUUGCCCAGCACCAAAACAUUAAACAGUUUUGAAGUCCUAGUUGAUGAAAAUGAUGAAAAUAUAUCAUCGUCUGAAUUAGCUUCAACCGAGAAAUCGAAGGAUAACAUCAACAGCCAAAUCUUGGACUACCGAUCAACGAAUAACUCAAAAUUCCAAAAUCUGAAAACGAAUCAGAAGAGCCAAGCACAUGGUCAUAUUAAUAAAAAGAAGAACCAAGUCCUUUCUCAGAAGUCUGUUGCAGGAAAACAGAAAGAAUAUAGGAAGAAAGUUUUGGUGAUUGGCGACUCAAUGGUGAAACACAUUGAUCAGAAGAAGAUUGAACGGGCUGCAGGUUGUGACUCAGUCGUUCACUCUUACAGUGGUGCAAGAGUGGAGCAUAUUGACGCGAAGUUUAAGGAAUAUUGGUCAGAAGAUGAGCAACACGAGGCUGUUAUUCUUCAUGUGGGCACCAAUAACCUUGGCUCUGAAGAUCCAGAAGCAGUUGCUGCCAAGAUGGAUGGGCUUGUUGCCAACCUUAAAGAUCAUUCCAAAAAGAUUGCCAUAUCCAGUGUCAUAAAAAGGUAUGAUAACCGAGUGCCAGCUAGCAAGAUUACCCACUUUAAUAAUUUAGUCAGCGAAUUAUGUGUGAAACAUAAUAUAGCAUUUUUAAAUAAUGACCAUAUAGACAGGUCAUUCCUAAAUCGCUCAAAUUUGCACUUGAACCAGUCAGGUGAUAGGGUGCUUGGAAGUGCUUUCUGUGCAUAUUUAAAAUCAAUUAGAGUUAAAACUGCUGGUAAUAUACCAAAAACAGUAGGUAAUAAUAGGCAGUUUUUUUACCAAACUCACAGACAUUGGAACAGAGAAUGGAUGAUGUAUCUCCAACAUGUCAAUCAAAUAAUGAAUCAUUAAGUAAUAAUAGUUCCUCAAACAAUGUGAGUAGCGAUUUUUUCACUAGCCUUAACUCCAUUCCAAAUGAAAGAGGUUUUAAAAUGGCUUUUCUUAACAUUGUUAGUCUGCUCCCAAAAAUUGAUGAAAUAAGGUAUUCAAUGUCAAACAAACACGUUGACCUUAUUGCUUUCAAUGAGACACGCCUCAAUUCAAGUGUUAAUGAUGGCUUGAUUCGAAUUAAUGAUUAUGAUGUUGUGAGAAAAGACAGAUCAAGAAAUGGGGGUGGAGUUUGUAUAUACUUGCGUAGCUCCAUCAACUAUAAAGUAAGACAUGAUCUUGUUCCAUCUGAACUAGAGGCUGUUUGUGUGGAAAUUAUAAAGCCACAUAGUAGACCAUUUCUAGUUAUAACAGUUUAUAGACCACCCAGUUCAUCAUCUGAAUUCUUUGAUCAUCUUGAAAAAUUAAUCAAAGCUAUUGAUGAUGAAAACAAGGAAAUGUAUUUUCUGGGUGAUCUAAACUGUGAUAUGCUAAAACCAGAUAAGGAUUCAAAUCCUCCAACAAAAAAAUUAAAGUCAUUAUACGAGUUAUAUCAACUAUCACAAUUAAUUGAUGAAGCUACCCGGGUAACUAUGACAACCUCUAGUCUAAUUGAUCACAUAGUUACAAAUACACCAGAUGUGUGUGUCAUCCAUACUGGAUUAAGUGACCAUAGUUUAGUAUUUGCCCUAAGGAAAAUUUACUUUUUCAAAAAACAAGAAAACAAAGUUGAGAUUAGAAAUAUGAAAAAAUUUGACAAUCAAAAAUUUGUUGAAGAUUUAAGCCGACAGCCCUGGGAGAAUGUUUAUUUUUUUGCAGAAGAUCCAAAUGAUAUGUGGAAAAUUUGGAAGAAAUUGUUCUUAAAUGUCUUAGAUAAACAUGCACCAAUUCAACAGAAAAAGAUUAGAACAAAAAAAGUUCCUUGGAUAACAAGUGUCAUAAAGAAUCUUAUGAACACAAGGGACAGAUUAAAAAGAAAAGCCAUUAUCACAAACCUAGAGAUAUACUGGUUAAAUUAUAAAACAGCAAGAAACAAAGUUAAUAUUCAGCUAAAAAAUGCCAAAAAAGAUUACUACUCCACUAAGAUUGCUGGUCAAAAACACAACCCCAAAGAGGCGUGGAAAACUAUAAACAAUAUAUUAGGUAGGCAAAGCAAACCAACAGUUGUAAACGAGUUAAAAGUAGGUGAAAAUAUCUUGACUAAUACCCAAGAUAUUGCUGAGGGGUUUAAGGAUUACUUUUCAAAUAUUGGCCCUGAUCUUGCUAGCAAAAUUGAUUCUACAAAUUUCAACUAUGAAACAUAUGUUGAGAAUGCUAAAUCAGAAUUCGCUGCGUUCCAGCCAGUCACUGUCCAGAAUGUCUACCAACUCUUACAUUGUCUUUCUAGCAAUAAAGCUACUGGAGUUGAUAAGAUUUCAUGCAAAAUUAUUAAAAUAGCUGCACCUGUCAUUUCAGAUUCCCUAACAUACAUAUUCAAUCAAGCUAUUACUCUAUCCAUUUUCCCUGAUGAAUGGAAAACAGCUAGAGUAAUACCUCUUUAUAAGAAUGGCCAACGAAACAUGCCAGGAAAUUACAGGCCAAUUUCAGUUUUGCCAACCAUUAGUAAAAUUAUGGAACGAAUUCUAUAUGAUCAACUAUAUGAUUAUUUCACUAAAUUUGGGCAUCUAAGUGAUUGUCAAUUUGGUUUUCGAAAAUUUCACUCUACAACUACAGCAUUACUGGACUGUACAAACGAGUGGUAUAUGAAUCUAGACAGGAAAAAAUUUAAUCUGGUAAUCUUAAUUGACCUAAAGAAAGCAUUUGAUACUGUUGACCAUCAAAUUUUAUUGAAAAAGCUAGAGUUAUAUGGAGUAAAAGGGCAAGCCCUAUCUUUUGUCCAAUCGUAUAUCUCCAAUAGAAAGCAGAAAUGCCAAAUUCAAAACUCUCUCUCAUCAGAGAAACUGAUCAAAUGUGGAGUACCACAAGGCUCUAUUUUAGGGCCACUAUUUUUCCUACUAUAUAUUAAUGAUUUGCCUCAAUGUCUAUAUAAAACAAAACCUCGGCUGUUUGCUGACGAUACGAACCUGACAGCUUCUGGAGACUCUAUUACUGAUCUUGAGGCUGCAGUGAAUUCUGAUUUAGAAAAUCUUAGAAAAUGGCUAAUUGCCAAUAAACUUAGCCUAAAUGUAGCUAAGACAGAGUUUAUGUUAAUUGGCUCUAAACACAUGAUUAGAAGUAUUUCAGAUCUACAACUAAACGUUAAAAUUGAAAACGAAUCAGUUAAGCAAGUUCAUGAAUCCAUAACCCUUGGGGUGACAAUUGACCAGCAUUUAUCUUGGAAAAGUAACACUGAGAAUAUUUGCAAGAAAAUAACAUCCGGUAUAUCUGCUCUUAGACGACUGAAAGAAUUUGCUGAUAAGCAAGCCCUUCUUUCUGUGUAUAAUGCUAUUGUACGCCCAUACUUCGAUUACUGCUGUGAAGUAUGGGAUGUGUUUGGUGAGACACAAUCAAAAAGACUCCAAAAACUCCAAAAUAGAGCUGCUCGAAUCAUUAUGAAUAUGAGCAAUGACACAGAUCAUUCUGUUGCUCUGCAAGCAUUGGGUUGGAAGACACUUAAAACAGAAAGAAAGAAAGUGAAAGCAAAAAUAAUGUACAAAUUAUUAAAUAAAAUGGGUCCCAAGUCACUCUCUAAUCUUUUCACAUAUAAAGGUGAGAAAACAAAGUAUCACCUCCGAGAUAUUUCAAGUGGUCUUUGUCUACCACAACCGCGUACUAAUAAUAUGAAAAAAAGUUUCAUGUAUGACGGAGCACACCUAUGGAAUUCAAUUCCAAAAGAAAUUAGAGAGAGCAAAUCCCUUUCUGCCUUUCGGAAAAAAAUCGUUACUCACAUUGACUGAUUGAUUAAUGAUUUGUAAAUAUAUCUAAAUUACUUUAACUUAUUUAAUACUAUAUAUCUUAUAUAAUUUUGUAAAUAGCUUUUUAGUGUAUCUGUAUAGUUUGCACAUGCCCCCCGUGGAAAUCAGCUUCGGUUGACGGGGUCAGCAUGUUUAAAUAAAGUUUUUCUAUCUAUCUAUCUAUCCUAUAAUUUUAAAAUUCCAAUACUUGAAUGGUUAUAAAAGAAUUCUGUACUUUACUGUAAUCAGGGCCGUAGUGAAGAGGAUAAAGAGGGGGGGGUAGUAUCACAUUUGCCGACAACAUUGCAGUCGCGAAGGGGAGGGGGGGAGUCACAAAAUUUUUUCCAGACAUACGAAAAUUUUUCCGGACAUAUAAUUUGUUACAUUUCACGGUAAUUUUCGUAAAUUGAGCAUAAUGUUCGCUAUAAUUAUUACUUUUUUAAUCCGAGCCACUCAAAUAUUUUCGCUCACUACGAAAACAAUUUGCGGAUAAAUUCGUUAUUUUGCUGACAAGACGUUUUCAGAAGGGGUGUCACACCCUACACCCCCCUAUAGCGAUGGCCCUGACUGUAAUUUAUUCUCUGCUGGUACAUAAGCAAAUCACUUACAGAAUCACUGUUUGUGUGUUGGCCGGUAGACUGCUGUUGCUGCAUAGUUGACGGUUCCACCUUGCUUCCAUCUUCGGGUAAGGUAACUGGUUCGGGUAUUACUUCAGAAAGCUCCAAGUUUAAUUUUUUUCUGCAUUGCGAGCAUAUUGCUAGAAAAAACAAAUGCGCAAAUUCUACUAUGAAAUUAAUAAUUAUGUCAAAGUUAUAAAAUUCUUGUCAUGCAUCUUUUAGUGUUUUGCACAGAUGCCAAGCAACGAGCAUCAUAAACAAGUAAUAUCAUACUAUUCUUUUAUUGUCCGCAUAUUUAUAGAUCUGUUUAUGUAUUAAUUGCUUGACCUUAUUAUUAACCUUGACCACUUCCGUUCACUAAUUUUUUUGUUUACAUCUGGAAAAACACCACCGUAUUUGGCCCUCAAUUCUCACGGUAAACUUUCAACGUGACAAGGCGAUUAUCGGAAACAUUUUGUCUUCUACCCUUCUUGUAAAAGUUAAACUCAAAGUGAAGAGAGUGGCAGUAAAACUACCGUACAAGUAAACAGGCAAGUAAAAUUACAGUAAGUCUCGCAGUUCAUAAUUCCGGUCUAUGAUUAUUGGCUAUUUUUAAACAGAUUUAAAAAUCACUUGUUCUAAAAAAUUACGCAUAAACUUGCGCAUUUAUUAUAAGUAAUAGUCGCUAAAUUUCUAACACAUUUGCUAAAAUGUAUAUCUAAUAAUUGUUUGUGCUGCUAACUUGUAAUUUUUACCUUUUUACCAUGGUGUUAUAGUUCGUGAUGUCGGCAGCACGUUGCAUUCAAUAACUGUCAGGGUGCCUUGUGUCUUAUGCGAAAAUGUUGCGCAGUUUAAUUUUCCCAAGGAUUUUACUGCAUAAGGAGUAAGAACAAAGGUUGCACUUUCGCCAGGUAAAAGUCUUAAGAAACAAUGCCAUGUACCAGUGGAUGAUAUUUACAUUCAAACUUCAUUAAUUUUCUGUUGAUUGCAAAUUAACCUAAAUUUACAUGUCUGUGAAACUUAAAGGAUUACAUUUAAUUCCACCAAAAUAUAAUUUCCUGAGGGGAAAUUAAUCCUAUUUCCUGCUCACGUUUUCCAAAUUUUACAACACGAAGUGUUCAAAAAAUUUGGGCCCUCUAUAGUACUCUAACAAAAAUGGCCGGCACGACACAGAGAACGUGGAAGACCAAGAAAUUUUCGUCAAUCAGCCGGAAUAUUCAUUCGAUUGAGCUGAAACUUUGACAGAACUAAUAUUUCAUCUUCAUCGUUAUUCUGUGAAAUUUUGAGUCAAUUCGAUUUUCGCCGUAUGAAACUCGAUAUUUGAUAUUUACAGGGAGCCGCUCUUAAGCUGUUAUAUUCACCUACAAGUGAAUAUAACAAAACUGAAAUUUUCAAAAAUGAAUGGCGGCUAGCCGUUUUGUGGAAGUUUACUGAUAAAGAAAUAAGCGAAAUUAAAAUAAAUUCAGUACCAAAUAACACAAAAGACUUCUGUCAAAAUACUAAAACAAUUAUUUGCCUCGGUCUCAGUGAUUAUUGGCGAAUAUUCACCUCAGCAAAUAUUUAACAAUUAUUUGCCAAAGGCGAGGUGAUUAUCGGGUUUUACUGUAGUAUUUUUAUACAAGUCUUUUGUGUUAUUUGGUACUGAAUUUAUUUUAAUUUCACUCAUUUCUUUAUCAGUGAACUUCCACAAAAUGGCUAGCCGCCAUUUUGAAAAUUUCAGUUUUGUUAUAUUCACCUGUAAUUGAAUAUAACAGCUUAAUAUGUGUAGGAUUUGUUAUGUUCACUUGUGCAAAAAUACUAAUCCCCGAUAUCACCUCGCCUUCAGCAAAAUAAUUGUUAAAUAUUGUUUUCUUAGGACUACCUUACAUCAUGGACUAGGACUACCUUAAAUCAUGCUUAAAUGGAAUGGAGUUUUUCUCUCAUUAGAGAAGCACAAAGAAGCAGAACAUCCUUUUUCAACACAUGCGUGAUAAAUAUUUUUUAUUUUGACCAAUAAAUGUGGGAAUAAGCUUUAACACAAGAAUGAGGCUGAGGGGCGAAAAAGGGCCUUUGUUCCUUCAGCCUUGUUUUCGUGUUAAAGCUUAUUCUUUUUCAUGCAUGUGUUGAAGAAGGGUGUUCUGCUUCUUUGCGCAUAGCCAGUGAGAAAAUCCAUUUCAUUUAAGGUGGUCUUAUGUUGAAAACAAUGUAAAUAGUUGUGACAUAACUACCGAAAAGGUCUAUGAGAAACAACACUUUAAAACUGCACAGAAAUAUUGUAAAAUGAAACCUAGCCACAGCUUGGACAAAAGAAACACACUUUAUACAUGAGGAGAAAACAUGCAAAUAUGAUUGUGAAAACUGGAAAGUAGAUUUAAUUGUCUCAUGUUGGCAACUUGUUUCUCAACAACCUCAUUCCCAGGCUCUUUCCUCUUGUGGAGCAAAGACCCUGGCUGGGGCUGGUCACGUGGCAUGCAGAAAUUUGACCACCUAAGGGGGAGUAGCCAAAGUAUCAAAUUACAUGCUUCCACAUGGUAUGCCAUUUUCCUCGCUUUAGCCAUGUUGGACUACAUUGCUUUUUUGACAUGUCUAGAGUUUGCGGUUUUAAAUAGUUUGUACGAAGAUAAGAUUCUAAAACCGAAGCAAGUUCUUUGCUUAGAAAGUGUCUAUUUAAAAAAUGAUGUGGUGUGUGUUUUGCCAAUGGGCUAUUUCAUCUUCUGCCAAUGUUGUUUGCAAAAUACAAUUUGUGCAACGAUGUGUUUCAAAUUUGGAGACGAGCUUGGAGAAGUUCGAAAGAUAUUUUUAUGGCAGGGGUUAACUCCAUCAUAAUUGUGGUAUCACCGUUAAAAACGUUGAUGAGUGACCUAAGUCGACCGGCAUCCAAGCAUAAAUUAUCGAUGUAAAGGAAUUGAAAAGAGGAUAGUUCUGACGAGAACAUGGAUGAUGACAAUUGUUUUAAUGUUGACAUUGAUUUCCCAUUGAUUUUUCUCACUUGGAGAGUACGGCUUAGGAGACAGACGUGUAUUUAGAAGCUCCGCUAUUUCAUCAAAUAACACACAAUAUCUUACUGUACUCUAGUCACAGUUAGAUCAAUGAUAAAUGGAAUCUUUAAGCUAUAACUUAUGCUUUGCAUGGCAAGGCGAUUAUGAUUCUUUAAAGACAUUUUUAGCGAUGAACUAAAGCUUGAUGGUGUCUGGGAGCAACCUGGAGGUGACAAAAAGAUAUUCUCUACUGCUGAUAUCUCUAUCUCCUGGUGUAAGAACAAGAAUUUGCUGCUUAUUGAAGGGGGUGAGGUGGGCAAAUACACAAAGCCCCUUUUUGAAAGAUCUACGACGACAUAUGUCCACAAGCUACAAGUGCAGAUGGGAGCACCCAAAUGGAACCGGUUAUUUUGCAGUCAACUAAUUGUAAAGUCCAUGAUGUCUAUUCCCAUAUUGAUGAUCUUCGAUCUGGCCAAGAGCUCAACAGAGUUGCAAUCCAAUCUCUAUCACACAUCUGUAGAUCAUCUUACCGAAACAGUUCGAAAGGAAAUAGACAUUAAUCAGCAAUAUAAUAAACCGGUCUGUUCACAAGUUCCCCUCAUAGAAAUUCUACAGGCUCCCGAAAGUGAAGUUAACGAAGCGUUUAAUGACCCCAGUGAAGCCGGAGAAUCGACUCAAGUAUUAGGCAAUCAAUGAAUCGUUUACACUAGAAUCCAGCAAGUCAGCCAGCGACGACAAUGGUGAUGGAUCUGGGAUGUUAACCGGUCCAAUUAAUGACCCCAGCAGAGAAUUGUCUAAAUCAUUAGGCAAUGAAUCGUUGAUUACACCAGAGUCUAGUAAGACAAAGAGUGACAUCAAAGAUGAUGGAUCUAUCUUGUUGAUCGGAGACUCAAUAAUAAAAAAUAUACAUCCCAGGAAAUUAUCUAGAAGGAAAGUUAAUAAACAUUCAUUCCCUGGAAAGACAGCUGAGGAGAUAAUCUCGGAAGUCAAAAAUAUCAAGUCUGAUUCUCCUUCACAUAUUAUUUUGCAUGCUGGCACGAAUAACCUGCCAGUAGAUAAUCCAAGUGUUUGUAUCAAGAAAAUAGAAAGCCUGGUGAUGAAUAUUAAUAAGAAGUUUCCAAAUUCGACAAUUGGUAUUUCUAGUAUCAUGUUAAGGCGUGAUCUAAAUUUGGGAGAGCAGGUCACGAAAGUCAACGAUGGGCUUCAAGUAUUCUGCACGAAGAACGCGUUUAAAUUUAUAGAUAACUGGAAUCUGGACAGUUCAUGCUUGAACGGUAGUCUGUUACAUUUAAAUGCUAAAGGUUCUGCAUACUUGGUUGCCAAUUUUAUUAAAUUUUUACGAGGAAACACUCCCUUUGUUCCCACUACUAGCCCAAAACAAAGACGCAACCAGGAUUUUCUCAACAAAACAGCAAGGCUGAGCUUUCUGGAGGACAUUCUGAGUAUGAUGUUGAGUCCCCUAAGACCCAACAACCGUUCAAGGAGGUCCUGA
Molecule: messenger RNA, 9364 nt
Organism: Paramuricea clavata
Lineage: Eukaryota; Metazoa; Cnidaria; Anthozoa; Malacalcyonacea; Plexauridae
Source: the annotation of a GenBank genome assembly